Messenger RNA from Zophobas morio, 1263 nucleotides. RefSeq lists its product as uncharacterized. The transcript has 12 exons. Bases 81 to 1196 code for a protein of 371 amino acids. NCBI's taxonomy places the organism in Eukaryota, Metazoa, Arthropoda, Insecta, Coleoptera, Tenebrionidae. The record is from RefSeq and is a predicted model, not a curated record.
CUAACUAGUAAACUCAGCUUUAUUAAGCUAUAAUUCUUUGCUUUAACCCAAUGACUUUUAAAGCAUCAGUUUAAAUAAGUAUGAAUGACCCUUUGUAUAACUUUGACGCGCCAACUCAUAAAUCCUCUUUACAUGCCGAAGUGGACGACGUUUGGUUUUUUCGCCAAAACUAUUCCCCACAAGAAAGUGAUUUAAAGGAAAAUAUUAAAAUUAAUGGAGAGAAUAGUUUACUCUCCUUCUUUAAAACGGGAGACAAUAGAAAAGUUGAAAGUUUAUCUGAUGUUGAAAACGAGAGAAAAUCUUUUGAUUCUUUGAUGAGAGCAUUUAAAAGUUUGAAAACUCCUAAAAAACAUAUAACGAUUGAAGCAGAAAAGAUCAAACUCUCAAGUCGUGCAACUAUUAAUAAAACUGACCAAGGAACUGCUUUAACGCCUAAUUCAAAUUCUCAAAAUAUGUCUGUGAGUAGUGAUAACUCGAGAGCAGAGAUAACUUCUAAAAAUUUAGUUAAAAGCGGCUCCUCUAUAAGAAAUUUGAAAAAAACCGGUAUAUCUGCUCAAGCGCUCUCUACCGAACGGGCGAUUUUUAAGGCGAAAGCAGUGGACAAAAAAAUUUUGACCAACCCUACGGGGGACAUCGGGGUCCCUCGGAUCCACCCAAAGAAGAUAACAGUUCCAAAACCUUUUAACUUUCAUACGACUGUUUAUAAGAAGCGGUCUCCAAGAGAACAAGUAACACAACCGAAGGAGGCACGUUUAGAGAAUACUAAGAAACUGUUAGCAAAGAAAAAGCUUUCGGUAACUGCUUCCCGUGCUCCAAAUUCGCUAACGAGUCGAAUUACCUUCAAAGUCAAAACAACUGCGGAUAGCAAAGCGCCUCAACUCGCAACGAAAAGUCAGCAGAAAGAUCCUCUUUACCUGAAAAGAUCUCCACUGUCUCAUUUUGUGGUCUCUCAAAGUAAAAACUUGUACCAGUUGACCGUUCCAGUUACGCCUCAACUACGCACGGCCGCACGCGUAAGGCAGUCUAAACAGCCUAACGCUGAAUUCACUUCCGAACAUUCUCCGGUGCGCCUUGUCGCAAUAAAAAAGUUGCUAAAAAUCCGAUCAAUAAAGCUGAAAAAAUCUUCCAUUCCAUUGACUGUGCCAGUAGCUCCUUCCUUUACUUAUAAACCGCGAAUUUGCAAAAAAAAACCUUAAAGGAUAUCCAAAGGGUGAAUUAAAUACCAAUGAAGGUGAACAGUAAAUUUCUGAGAGAAUAUAAUAC